Molecule: messenger RNA, 1228 nt
Organism: Triplophysa rosa
Lineage: Eukaryota; Metazoa; Chordata; Actinopteri; Cypriniformes; Nemacheilidae
Product: zinc finger protein 664-like
Exons: 5
Coding region: 44-1228 (394 amino acids)
Source: RefSeq, a predicted model, not a curated record
AAAACACUUACCUUCAUAAUCAAACAGCAGCAGACUGAGGAGGAUGUUCAUCAGCAUGAAAGACCCCAAUGUGAUGGAAGUGAACACUGAGGAGAAGACUUUCACGUGUCAUCAGUGUGGAAAAAGUUUCACGUGUAAAAGUGACCUUAACACACACAUGAGAACUCACACCGGAGAAAAACCUCACACAUGUCUACAGUGUGGAAAGACUUUUACAAAUACAAGUCACCUUAAGAGACACAUGAGAAUUCACACCGGAGAAAAACUGUUUGCAUGCCAUCAGUGUGGAAAGACUUAUACUUCUGGUGGUUCUCUAAAGAUGCACAUGAGAAUUCACACUGGAGAGAAACCUCACACAUGUCUACAGUGUGGAAAGGCUUUUACUUCUGGUGGUUCUCUAAAGAGUCACAUGAGAAUUCACACUGGAGAGAAACCUCACGCAUGCCAUCAGUGUGGAAAGACUUUUUCUUUUGGCGGUCCUCUAAAGAUUCACAUGAGAAUUCACACCGGAGAGAAACCUCACGCAUGUCAACAGUGUGGAAAGACUUUUAUUUCUGGUGGUCCUCUAAAGAUUCACAUGAGAACUCACACCGGAGAGAAACCUCACGCAUGUCAACAGUGUGGAAAGACUUUUAUUUCUGGUGGUCCUCUAAAGAUUCACAUGAGAACUCACACNAUAUUGGAGAUACUCGGAUCUAAACAACAGCAUGGGUUGCACGGCGCGCAGUCGCACAUAGCUCGCACGUUUGGCACAUCAGGCAGAGAGCCGCAGAAACGAAGCCCUCCCUCCUUUCCAGAAGCGUUUAUCUUGUGUGGAAUGGGAAAGGUAAGCUAUCAGGAGCUAACGAAGUCUGAGGGCUCUUACCAUCGGCCGUACGGACGGAGGCCUUCUGUUCUCUAUAGCGAGAUAGCCACCCGAUACCUAAGGAACACUGAGGAAGCGCUACCUCCUCUUGCAGAAGGGGCGCGCUACGGAGACACACCCACCGCACGGGGGGGAUUCUGUGAGAGAUGCCAGCAUGGUCUCACCAAUGGGAAGAACUCAUGGGAAGAAGAACGUGCGGCCCACUCUGAGGGGUGCACAACCGCAGGUGGAGGUUCCACCGAGGGGAGGUCACAGGUUCACCAAUGGGGGAACCGUAAGAGUGAGAAACAUCAUACAGGGACGCACCCAAGUGGGGAGUCACUAUGUAUGGAGCACCAGCGCAGAUUAAGGGGAUUCACCUGA